CCAACCGAGCCGGCUGCUGUUUGAAAAUGAAUGAUAUGCUGCUCAAGUUGUAGAAACAGUGGGGCUGUUGGUGUAUUGUGUGUUUAGCGGCAAACAGCAUUUACAGAAAGGGGGAAAAAGUAAAAGUGGACAAUUACAAAGAAAACCUGAAAUACAAACCAGGAAGAACAAUAGUUUCCAGCAAUGCAACUGACCGUGUGUGAGCCCACCGCCAUGUCCGAAGCCGUGGUGAUGGAGCCUCCCAGACCCGCCGGCUUCUUGGAGUCAUCGUGCGGCGUAGGAGACAGCGCAGGCUCCCUCGAUGACGGCAUCGUGGAUACAGCAAAUGAGUCUUCAGAGGAAGAGUCUGCCGGGGAAAGGGAAGAGGAGAUUGGUGCACAUGAUGAAGUCGCCAGCAGCACCAAGACUACAGAGGUCCCUGCUGGACAGACCUCAAACACACAAACAGUGAACGCCCAGCGCCCAAACUCCCUGCCGGUGGCAGCAGCAGGAGAGCCCAGCCUGUGGACGUCACAGGGUGAUGCAGAUGUGAAACUGAGGAUGGGGGACUCUGGCCUGGCUGCUGAGACCCCUCUGACUAUCAACCAGAUGUUCACCUCCGCUGUGGAGCACUUUGGCGACUACACAGCUCUGAGCUGGAAAGAGGGCGAGCAGCAGAAGAGCCUGAACUACAGAGAAUAUUACCAGACCUGCCGCCAGGCUGCAAAGAGCUUCCUUAAGCUUGGUCUGCAGCGCUACCACGGCGUCGGCAUCCUGGGCUUCAACUCAGCCGAGUGGUUCAUCUCUGACAUUGCAGCUAUUUUGGCAGGUGGGUUUGCUGUUGGCAUCUACACCACCAACUCUCCCGAUGCGUGCCAGUACGUAGCAGACAACAGCAAGGCCAAUAUCAUUGUGGUGGAGAAUCACAAACAGCUGCAGAAGAUCCUUCAGGUUGAAGACAAGCUGCCACACUUGAAAGCCAUCAUCCAGUACAAAGAUGCACUAAAGGAGAAGAGACCAAAUCUGUACUCAUGGGCGGAGUUCAUGGAGCUCGGACGCGAUGAACCCGACGCACCCCUCGACGCGAUCGUCUCCAGCCAGAGGCCCAACCAGUGCUGCACGCUCAUCUACACCUCAGGGACCACAGGCCAGCCCAAAGGAGUCAUGCUCAGCCACGAUAAUAUAACGUGGACCGCGCUCUCCACCAGCCGCCAUGUGCGUCUGACAGACGCCACAGUCGCUCAGGAGGUGGUGGUCAGCUACCUGCCGCUCAGCCACAUCGCUGCUCAGAUGAUCGACAUCUGGGUCACCAUGAAGGUCGGAGGGGCGUCCUACUUUGCUCAGCCAGAUGCACUGAAGGGCUCUCUGGUAAACACAUUGAAGGAAGUGCGUCCCACGGCCUUCAUGGGCGUCCCACGCGUCUGGGAGAAGAUGCAGGAGAAGAUGAAGUCUGUCGGAGCCAAGUCUUCAACUGUGCGCAGGAAAAUAGCUGCCUGGGCCAAAGAUGUCGGCCUGCAGACUAAUCUGACCAAGAUGAAUCAAACCGGAGCAGCUGGCCGCACGCCGCUCAGUUAUCAAUUAGCCAAAAAGCUUGUUUUCAAAAAGGUGCGCAAGGCUCUGGGCCUGGACCGCUGCAACAAGUGCUACACCGGCGCCGCUCCCAUCACCAAAGACACCCUGGAGUUCUUCCUCAGCCUGGAUAUCCCUCUGUACGAGCUGUACGGCAUGAGCGAGAGCACCGGCCCUCACACCGUGUCCAUCCCCGAGGCCUUCAAGCUCACCAGCUGUGGUAUAGAGAUCCCGGGGUGCAAGACGAAGCUGCACAACCCAGACGAGGAGGGAAACGGCGAGAUCUGCUUCUGGGGCCGUCACGUCUUCAUGGGUUAUCUCAACAUGCCCGACAAGACGGAGGAGGCUCUCGAUGCAGAGGGUUGGCUGCACUCAGGCGACCUGGGCAAACACGACCAGAAAGGAUUCCUCUUCAUCACCGGAAGAAUUAAAGAGCUGAUCAUCACAGCAGGAGGAGAGAACAUCCCUCCUGUUCCCAUCGAGGAUUCGGUGAAGGAGGCCGUGCCGCUGAUUAGCAACGCCAUGCUGAUCGGAGACAAGAAGAAGUUUCUUUCAAUGCUGCUCACCAUUAAGUGCGAGGUAAACGCAGAGUCUGGAGAGCCAGAGGACGAGCUGACACCAGAAGCUGUCGAGCUCUGCAGGAAGCUGGGCAGCAACGCCACACGAGUCUCUGAGAUCGCAGGCGGCCGAGACCGGUUGGUCCACACAGCUAUUCAGGAGGGAAUCAACCGAUUCAACGAGAAGGCAACCUCAAACGCUCAGCGCAUUCAGAAGUGGAUCGUUCUGGAUCGGGAUUUCUCCCUUGCAGGGGGAGAGCUGGGCCCGACCAUGAAGCUGAAGCGGCCGGUGGUGACGAAGAUGUACAAAGAGCAGAUCGAGAACUUUUAUAAGGAGCUGGCGACUCCGACGACCCCCGACAACCCGCUGCCUUCCAAAUAGAGCUCCUCCACCUCCACCUCCACCUCCAGCUCCCCCUGCAGGGAGAUCCAGACUGUCAGAGUUAACACGCAGACACACCUCACCUCAUUUUAUUCAACCAUUUUUCUCUCUUGUGAAAAAAUGUUUUGAUUGCCUUAAGUUUUGGUCGUUCUGUCUUGGUUUACAUUUGUGGGUGUUGUACUAAAAGGAAAGCAGAAUUAAGAAGCCAUUGUCAAAUAGCUUUAUGAUUUUGAAGACGUUAUCAAUAAGCUGAAGUUAACUAUUUGGAUUACUGGGGUGAACAGUAAUAUCGGAUAGAUGAAGUAGCAGCAGCUGUAUGUGAAAAAAGUUGUUGUUUAUUGCACUGCAUUACUUGAGAUAAAGAGACAGAAUAAAAAAAAAAGAAGCAGUUGAUAGGAUGUUUUUAAAGACGUAAUUUGUGUUUUUGAACAUGUUUUUCUUAAUUUAUUUUUGGUUUACCAAAGUUUACAUGGGCCAAAUGAGCUUCAAAUGAAGAACAUAUCUAGAAAAUGCUCCGUUUGUAAUUCAGCAAUCAUAUCCAAAUAUCUACUGGCCUUUUACAUGUAUUUGGGGGUUUUUGUCAGCCGGGUUUCAAAGAAAAUAAGCAUUUAUUUUGUACAUGUUUUCAAAAAGUCAAAUGUUUUCUGUCGCGGUUACAAAGCUAUUGAAUCUAUCUCAUAGCUCAGCAUCCAAAUUUUGUUUUUCAUGCUGUAAAAACACGCCAUUGAAGCCAUAUAUCUAUUGCCUUUUGUAAUUGUAAAGUCAAACUCUUGUUGUUCUGUAUGCUGACUCAAUGCAGACCAAUUACACACCUGCCUAGUCCUGUUGAAAUGCUUUCCAACAGUCCUUCUGUGUGUAGACCUGCUGUGAUUUUUGUGAAAUACUGUAAAUAUGUUUUGCCUACAUCAUCAUCUUUCUCUUGUUUUUACUUUACAGUUGAUAUUUUAGCCAUUUAUUCUGCAGCUCAAAAAUCUCAUGCAUCAUUUUUUUGCACUCAAACAUAGAAACAAAGACGUACCUGGUCUGGGAAUUGUACAUAAGUUAGAUUAUAUGUAGCUUAAUGGCAAAUAUAUCAACUAGUCUGUUGCCAUCACUUAUGCAUCACACAUAUAAAUGUUCAAAUGCUCGAGGUUUUGAUCCGGAGACCAAAAGUCUUUAACCUCCUUGAAGACAUUUCACACAUCUUCAAAGAAAACAUUUUAAUAAUGAAGUAAAAGAGUUUGUUGCACUCCAAAGAGUCAAUCUUAUAUAUGAAGUAAUUGUGUAUAUAAUAAGCGUAAUGGUAUUUGUAGUACUCUGAUUUGAAAGUGAAGGUGGGUUUGGCGGUUAUGGUUCGCUCAAAGUCAUUGAAGUUCAGGGUAAACAAAACAGAGCCUUUUCGACGUGCGUGUAUAAAGUUAAAUAAGGAAAUGACGGUGAUUCAGUGUCUGGAUUUACCUGACCCGAAAGAGCUGUUGUUGUUGUUGUUGUUGUUGUCGUUGUUGUUGUUGUUAACAAUAUCAGGGUUGAAAGAUGGAAAUAUGCAUGAAGGAGAAAAAGGAAACCGACCUGUUUCUGUCUACAGACAUGUGAAUGUUUGUGUGUUUGAUCAGUUACGGAAUAAAAGUUGAUGAAGCUGA
Molecule: messenger RNA, 4106 nt
Organism: Sebastes umbrosus (honeycomb rockfish)
Lineage: Eukaryota; Metazoa; Chordata; Actinopteri; Perciformes; Sebastidae
Gene: acsbg2
Product: acyl-CoA synthetase bubblegum family member 2
Exons: 15
Coding region: 184-2487 (767 amino acids)
Cellular component (GO): membrane; endoplasmic reticulum
Molecular function (GO): long-chain fatty acid-CoA ligase activity
Source: RefSeq, a predicted model, not a curated record